CUUUUUACAGUAUUGAUAGAGGGAGUCAAAAAAACGAUGUAUUUGUCAAAUGGUGCAAAAACACACAACGUCAAAGGCGCCCACGGUUUUAAAACACCUCUUGAAAAGCAGGAAUCGAAAAUUGGUAACUGUCUCACACACAGGUAUCUGAGGCAGAAACCAGGCAGCGGUUGGUCCAAAUUCGCUCUCUUGAUAAUCAAAGACUCAAAGAUGUUGCUAAUAUUGCCAACAUCUAUUGCAUUAACAACACUACAAUAUCAUGGCCCCAAUCUCAGAUCCAGAACAAGGUUGCACAAGCCACUCAAGGUGUCAGCCAUGGCAAAUGAGAGCAGCGAUGGCAGCGGCGGCAAUGGGGUUAUAGAGAAAGCAGCAAUAGCUGGUGGGUUGGUCUCAACUCCUGUGAUUGCGUGGUCUCUCUAUACUCUCAAGACCACCGGCUGUGGGCUUCCGCCUGGACCCGGAGGCUCAGUCGGUGCACUAGAAGGCGUGAGCUACUUAGUUGUAGUGGGGAUUCUAGGUUGGUCCAUUUACACCAAAACCAAGACUGGUUCUGGCCUUCCAAAUGGACCUUUUGGGUUAUUAGGAGCCGUGGAAGGAUUGUCGUACUUAUCAUUACUUGCCAUCUUGGUUGUCUUUGGAUUGCAAUUUCUUGAACAAGGUUCAAUUCCAGGACCUCUCCCAUCUGACCAGUGCUUCGGCUGAGGAUUGAUGGAGUUCCUCUCUCUCCUGCAAAGAUGGUAUGCUUUGGACCACUAUAAGUCUAUCUUCUGUGUGUGGCUAUGGUUCUUUCGAUUUCUUUUUAACAGCUAUGUAUUUGUACGAAUGAUUUUAUGUUAAAUAUCAGCAUCAAACAAAACUGAUAAAGAUCUCAAUGGUUGGUAUCCUAA
This is a messenger RNA of Tripterygium wilfordii, 887 nucleotides long. RefSeq lists its product as uncharacterized. The transcript has a single exon. NCBI's taxonomy places the organism in Eukaryota, Viridiplantae, Streptophyta, Magnoliopsida, Celastrales, Celastraceae. The record is from RefSeq and is a predicted model, not a curated record. The coding region runs from base 37 to 702 and encodes 221 amino acids.